GUACAUGUAGGCGCUUGCGGCAUCAUCAAUGAUGAAUCUGAUUAUGUUGUCGCCAUCGGCCAUCACAUCUGGGAUACUGCCCAGACCAGCUUAAGCCCAGGCAAGAACCCUUACUGCGGCAAGAAGAUCGCGGCCACGCUCUCAGCAACUGGGAAGACGGUCACAGUCACGAUUGUCGACAAGUGUGCAGGAUGCAAUGACGAAAGUCUUGACUUCUCGGGCGGAGCCUGGGACGAUAUCAUCAACCGCGCGGCACCAUUUGAGGGCCUCCGGUGGCACUUUCCCUAG
Molecule: messenger RNA, 288 nt
Organism: Sphaerulina musiva SO2202
Lineage: Eukaryota; Fungi; Ascomycota; Dothideomycetes; Mycosphaerellales; Mycosphaerellaceae
Exons: 1
Source: RefSeq, a predicted model, not a curated record